Messenger RNA from Hyaena hyaena (striped hyena), 814 nucleotides. It is a transcript of the gene SMS, whose product is annotated as spermine synthase. Gene Ontology annotation, molecular function: spermine synthase activity. Gene Ontology annotation, biological process: spermine biosynthetic process. The transcript is spliced from 5 exons. The coding region runs from base 1 to 798 and encodes 265 amino acids. The record is from RefSeq and is a predicted model, not a curated record. Lineage: Eukaryota; Metazoa; Chordata; Mammalia; Carnivora; Hyaenidae.
AUGGCAGCUCCAAGCCAAUCCCAGCGCAAUCAGCCUCUGGGACUACCUCUGAGUGUUGAGUUGUAUCAAAUACAUUUUAAGAUAAGUGGACCUUCUGUGGGCUUUAGAAAUCUUUUAGCUUUUGCCAUAGGGGAAUGGCAACUGAAAUGGGAGUUGCUCUAUAAGCACCAGCGGCCAUUGGUGACGCACGCCGGGGAGCACGGCGCCCACGUUUCCACCAUUACAUUAGCGAGGCCCCACACCCUGCGCUCUAAGUUCGGGGCUGCGGGCGUCCUUGCUUCCUCCCUCCCGGAGGCGGGCCCGACCCCGCCCCCGCGCCCCGGAUCGCUCCCGGCGGUCCCUCCCACCUCCUACCCUCUGCCUCCCCGGCGCGGCGCACUCCCCGCCGGCCGCAGGCUGACACGCCGCACGGCCCCCCAGUCUCCCGUGGCCGCCUCCCCCAGGCAUGGCACAGGGCCUCGCCUCACUAUGGCAGCAGCACGGCACAGCACGCUCGACUUCAUGCUCGGAGCCAAAGCUGACGGUGAGAGCAUUCUAAAAGGCCUCCAGUCCAUUUUCCAGGAGCAAGGGAUGACGGAGUCGGUGCACACCUGGCAAGACCAUGGUUAUUUAGCGACCUACAUAAACAAAAAUGGCAGUUUUGCCAAUUUGAGAAUAUACCCACAUGGACUGGUGUUAUUGGACCUUCAGAGUUAUGAUGGCGAGUCCCAAGGCCAAGAAGUUGACCGUCUUCUGAACAAAAUAGAAGAAAGAAUGAAAGAAUUGAGUCAGGACAGUACUGGGCGGGUGAAGCGGUAAGUUCGCUCCUGAAUGU